ACCAAUUAGGAAAGAGAGAAGACAUAAGGGAGCGUUGUGGUCUCACUCGCAUCGAGAAAUUAACAACACAUCGCCGGAAAUGACGAAGCGGAAUCUCCGAUCGAAGGUCUUAACCGUGGGAGAAGACGCUGAGCAACUCUACCAGAAGAGGAUCCGAGAUCUGGAGUCAGUGAAUGAAGCUCUCAAGUGCGAAGUGGAAGAGCUAAGUUCCAAAUUGGCUGAUGUUUCGAUUAGUUCUUCUACUGGUACCUUACAGUCAAGCAGAAAGUUUUCUCACAAGUCUAGUGCUACAAAAGUGGAGAUUAUAAGCUCAAGGACUAAGUCAAAUUUGCGCUCUAUGUGCUCAACAAAGAAGCAUAAAUCCGAGAGCUCUGUAAAACAGUUCGAUGGUGAAGUCCAGAAACUUAAGGCGCAAAAGGUUAAGUUGCAGUGCAAGAUCAAGCUAGACUCUAUGCAAUUCAGACUAUCGAAAGCUUCACUAGAAAAGGAAACUCUUCAGCUUAAAAAAGAGCUAAGGAGGAGCGAGUUCGAAAAACAGGUCCUGUCAGCUUUGAACAGGCGCCAGAAACAGAUUUUGCAGCUGAAGAAUGCACAAGCUUUGACAGCCCUGAAACGCCUUAGAUUGCUGCUGCAAUCUAAAAAGAUAUCUUCGAACAAAAAUAAAGGCCCACCAAAAGGAACAAGCUCUAAGAUUGAGGAUUCUAGCAAUGAAGUUGGGCUACUAAUGAAGUUGAAUAAGAUUCAUUCUGAUUACGAACGCCAAAUGAAAGAAAUAGCUGUUGAGGUAAAAAGAUUCAGCCUAGAGGCGAAUGUGUUGAAGGCAGAAUUUGAGGGAGAGCAAAACUCAUUCUCUGCGUCACUUGACAGCGGAAUCAACCAGACCCCGAUUGACUCGGAACUAAAGGAACUUAAAGAGGAGUUUAGCAAACUGAGUACUCUAGUCAGCCAGAUGGAGAUGGCCAAAUGUCAACUCAGUGAAACAGAUAAAGUUCAGAGCGAACCAGCUGAAUACUCUGUUCCCAGCAAGGAUUCCUACGAUGAAUCAAACUUGGAGCUCUCUCAACCAAAAACUUCUGAGGAAACGAUCUACAAUACCAAUGAUCAAUCAAAUUUGGAGCCAUCUCAACUGGAAACUUCUGAGGAAACGCUAUGCAAAACCAAUGAUCAAUCAAAUUUAAAGGCAUCUCAACCGGAAACUUCUGAGGAAUCGCUUUGCAAAAGAGAGGAGAACAAAGUGGACGUGUGUUGCUCUUGCACUAAAAAAUCUCUUUGCAAGACCAAAAAUUGCAAAUGCAGAGCAAAUGGAAGUGGGUGCGGUAUCUCUUGUGGCUGCAUAGCUUCCAAAUGUAGCAACAGAGAAGAAAACGUAAGAUCCGAUAAAGCAAUGCAACCAGUAGAUGGUAAGAAGCCUGUUGGGAUUAGUCGUGAUGACAAGGAAGCAAACAAACAACCGUUACGUGAUAUAGGGAAUAUACAAGAAGCUGUAAAAGUUGGUAAGUUGAGAAAAAUACAGAAACAAGUUGCUAAGAAGUAAUGGAAAAAAAUGACAUGAUAUAAAAGUAAACAGACAACCCAAGAAGCUUCAAGACCUUGUUUUAAGUUUUUCUUUUUUCUCUCCUUUUUUUUUGUUACAAAUCCUUUUCUUCCAUUUUGUCUUAAUGUUGUAAAAGCAAAGGUAACAGACUUUGGCUAUGCAUAUGUUGAUUUCGAGAGGUUAGUAAUAAUAGGGAUGUUUUAUGGGUAGACAAUGUAGUCCCCAAGAUUUACCUUGAACAUAUGGAAGUCAUGAAUCGUUCGUCAAUUCAAAUUUUCGGCCGAGACAGAUUUGCGG
Eutrema salsugineum is the source of this 1831-nucleotide messenger RNA. RefSeq names its product kinesin-like protein KIN-4C. Gene Ontology annotation, biological process: microtubule-based movement; mitotic spindle organization. The transcript is spliced from 12 exons. Lineage: Eukaryota; Viridiplantae; Streptophyta; Magnoliopsida; Brassicales; Brassicaceae. Gene Ontology annotation, molecular function: microtubule motor activity. Bases 80 to 1534 code for a protein of 484 amino acids. The record is from RefSeq and is a predicted model, not a curated record.